AUGGCCGCCCAAACCACCUCGACCGUAUGGCUGGGUCAUGACCGUCGCAACCAGGAGCUUGCAGUCUACCAGCAUCUAUCUGGCUGGGAUCACGUUCGGCAGCUGCGAGACUACUUUACUGUUGAAGGCUGCGGAGAUAAUCGAAAACAUGAUCUUUUUGUCAUGCGUCCGCUGGGAAUCAGCCUGCGAAAACUUCAAGAGACGCAGCCGCACCAAGUCUUCGAGUCCAGUCUUGUGGCAGACGCGAUGGACCAGACCCUGUCACCCUGA
Molecule: messenger RNA, 270 nt
Organism: Pyricularia pennisetigena
Lineage: Eukaryota; Fungi; Ascomycota; Sordariomycetes; Magnaporthales; Pyriculariaceae
Exons: 2
Coding region: 1-270 (89 amino acids)
Source: RefSeq, a predicted model, not a curated record